AUGAAAGUGACUACGGUGUAUACCAAAGGAUCUGGGUCUACCAUGGUCAUUAUUGCACUGUAUGUUGAUGAUUUACUUAUUUCUGGCAAUUCUUCUGAAGUCAUUGCCAAAACCAAGUCUUCUUUGUCAUCUAUGUUUAAGAUGAAAGACUUGGGCUCCAGUCGAGCAGUUCCUGGCAUGAGAGUUAAGCAGUCACCUUACCAUAUUACUGUGGAUGUUUCACGUUAUAUUUUGACGUGUUGGAGGAGUUUGUCUGACUCUGCUACCGAUGCCUCCAUGUAUCGAGUAUUAUUGAGUCCUAAGUCUAUUCAUAUGGAAGCUGCUAAGCAUACUCUUCGUUAUCUUAAGGGUACUGCUGAACUUGGUCUUGAAUAUCGAGCUCAGAAAGUCUACAAGCUUGUUGGCUAUAGUGAUGCCGAUUAUGCAUGGACAAGCAGGACCUUGUUGUCUCUUUGCAAGAUUCCUGUUCCGUUGCCAGUGACUAUGUUUGAGGACAAUCAGGGAUGUAUUGCUUUGGCUCAGAACCCAGUGUUUCAUCGUCGCACCAAGCAUAUUGAUGUUCGGUAUCAUGUUGUCCGUCACUAUAUUCGCAGGGAUUCAACAGUUUUUACAGAUCCUAGUAGUUUUGAAGAAGCUAUGUCUAGUGAAGAAGCUGAGUUUUGGCUUGAAGCCUGUGUUAUUGAAAUGUCGUCUCUUAAACGCAAUGGUACUUGGGAAUUGGUUGAUCUCCCACCUGGUCGCAAGGCUAUCAAUAGCAAAUGGGUGUUUAAAGUUAAGCGCAAAGCUGACGGUUCAAUUGAACGUUACAAAGCUCGUCUCGUGUGUAUUGGAUUUUCGCAAGUUGAAGGUAUUGAUUAUACUGAAACUUUUGCUCCCGUUGUUCGUUACGAGACUGUGAGGAUUGUUCUUGCUAUUGCUGCUCAGUUUGGGUUCCAGGUUCAUCAUAUGGAUGUCGAGACUGCAUUUCUUAAUGGUGAUCUCAAAGAAGAUAUUUAUAUGAGACAACCUAAAGGCUUUGUUGUCAAAGGCCAGGAAUCUAAAAAGAUUCAUGGUGCUCUUGUCAAACUUGGGUUUAUUCGUAAUGAAAGUGACUACGGUGUGUAUACCAAAGGAUCUGGGUCUACCAUGGUCAUUAUUGCACUGUAUGUUGAUGAUUUACUUAUUUCUGGCAAUUCUUCUGAAGUCAUUGCCAAAACCAAGUCUUUUUUGUCAUCUAUGUUUAAGAUGAAAGACUUGGGCCCAGUCGAGCAGUUCCUUGGCAUGAGAGUUAAGCAGUCACCUACCAUAUUACUGUGGAUGUUUCACGGUACUGCUGAACUUGGUCUUGAAUAUCGAGCUCAGAAAGUCUACAAGCUUGUUGGCUAUAGUGAUGCUGACUAUGCACAGGACAAGCAGGACCGUAAGUCCUUUACUGGUCCUGCAUCGUCCAGCGUCGAGUCUGAGUACAUGUCAUUGUCUGAUGCGUCUAAGGAAUGCUUCUGGAUUGACCAGUUGUUGUCCUUUGCAAGAUUCCUAUUCCGUUGCCGGGUGACUAUGUUUGAGGACAAUCAGGGAUGUAUUGCUUUGGCUCAGAACCCAGUGUUUCAUCGUCGCACCAAGCAUAUUGAUGUUCGUUAUCAUGUUGUCCGUCACUAUAUUGCAGUGGAGGGGAUUCAUCGGGAGUAUCUUGAUACUCAAGUGAUGUUGGCAGAUAUGUUUACUAAGAAUCUGUCGUUUGCCAAUCUUUGGCACAAGCGACUUGGUCACGCCAGUGUGGACGUUCUCAAGAAAUUAUCUAAGUCACUUUCUGUCAAGCCUACUCAUUUUGAGGUUGUGGAUAGUCAUAAGUGUGACGCUUGUUGUGGCAAAGCCACAGCAUUGCCAUUUAAUGGUACCACAGAAAAAGCUAGUCGUCCUUUGGAGUUAUUUGUUUCUGAUUUAAGCGGUCCUCAUGUCGCUACCCCUGUGGGUCAUCGUUAUGUCUUAACCAUUAUGGAUUAUUAUUCCAGGUACUCUUAUGUGGAGUUGUUGGUUAGGAAAAGUGAUGCAAGUCUUGCCAUUCGUAACUUUAUUGCUAGGUGUGAAUCUUAUUUUUCUGGUGAUUCUGCUGGUGAUCGAGUUGCUAUUUUCAUUCUGAUAAUGGCGGAAUACAUUUCCAAAGACCUGGGGCAGUUCUUUUUGUCUAAGGGUAUCAAGCAUACUCUUACAGUUCCUCAUACUCCUCAACAAAAUGGUGUUGCUUGGAGCGAUUGA
Magnusiomyces paraingens is the source of this 2232-nucleotide messenger RNA. RefSeq lists its product as uncharacterized. NCBI's taxonomy places the organism in Eukaryota, Fungi, Ascomycota, Dipodascomycetes, Dipodascales, Dipodascaceae. Gene Ontology annotation, biological process: DNA integration. The record is from RefSeq and is a predicted model, not a curated record. The transcript has 9 exons. The coding region runs from base 1 to 2232 and encodes 743 amino acids. Gene Ontology annotation, molecular function: nucleic acid binding.